Acipenser ruthenus (sterlet) is the source of this 4278-nucleotide messenger RNA. Its product is annotated as peripherin-2-like. The transcript has 3 exons. Lineage: Eukaryota; Metazoa; Chordata; Actinopteri; Acipenseriformes; Acipenseridae. Gene Ontology annotation, biological process: visual perception. Gene Ontology annotation, cellular component: membrane. The record is from RefSeq and is a predicted model, not a curated record. The coding region runs from base 414 to 1466 and encodes 350 amino acids.
GAACCUCAGGGUUCAUCAUCUGGAUCCCAGACAAUCGUUCUCCUUUGCUGGAAAAGGACCUGAAAUAGCUGUAAAGCCCACUGGCCAGUUCUUUUAUAUGUAUUAAAAUAAUAAUAAUAAUAAAUACAUAUACUGCAUAUAUAAAAAAAAAAUUUCGGGGGGGUGAUAAGUUUUUGGUUGUUGUGCUCUAGGUUACGAGAAACUGGGUGGUCAGCAUGGAUGGACAGCCUGGGACUUCAAACAAGUCUUGCCUUUUGCAGCUGCUAUAUGGAACGGAUUACAAACUUCUUUUUAAUUAGAUUUCCCUGCCACUUUGUUAUUUAUAUUUGUUCUUGUUCUUUAAUUCUUAAUUAAAAGAAUACAUAUAUAAAUAUAUAGAUACAUAUUUUUGGAGAACAGUGUGGAAAGGCAGAAUGGCGCUCAUGACGGUGAAGUUCGAUUUGAAGAAGAGGGUGACGCUUGCCCAGGGACUAUGGCUGAUGAACUGGUUCUCUGUGAUGGCCGGGGUCCUGGUCUUCAGCCUGGGACUGGUUCUCAAAGUGGAGCUGCGCAAACGGAGCGAGAUGAUGGACAAUGCCGAGAGCCACUUCGUCCCCAACUCCCUGAUCUGCGUGGGGAUCUUGGCCUGCGCCCUGAACGCUUUCGGGGGCAAGAUCUGCUAUGACUCCCUGGACCUGGCCAAGUACAGCAAGUGGAAGCCGUUCCUGAAGCCCUUCCUGGCCACCUGCUUCAUCUUCAACAUCCUGCUGCUCCUCACGGCUGGGCUGUGCUUCACCAUGCGGUUGGCCCUGGAGAGCACGCUGAUGCACGGGCUGAAGAGCGGCAUGCGCUACUACAAGGACACAGACACGCCCGGCCGCUGCUUCAUGAAGACCACCCUGGACAUGAUGCAGAUCGAGUUCCGCUGCUGCGGGAAUAAUAACUACAAGGACUGGUUUGAGAUCCAGUGGAUCAGCAACCGCUACCUGGACUUCAGCUCCAAGGAGGUCAAAGACCGCAUUAAGAGUAACGUGGAUGGGAAGUAUCUGAUGGACGGGGUCCCCUUCAGCUGCUGUAACCCCAGCUCGCCCCGGCCCUGUAUCCAGUACCAGAUCACCAACAACUCUGCCCACUACAGCUACGACCACCAGAGCGAGGAGCUGAACAUCUGGACUCGGGGCUGUCGAGAGGCGCUGCUCAGUUACUACAGCGGCAUGCUGAACUCCAUCGGCAUCCUGGUGCUGCUUGUCCUGCUCCUGGAGGGGGCAGUGAUGGUGGGGCUGCGGUACCUGCACACCUCCUUGGAGAGCCUGUCGAACCCGGAGGACCCAGAGAGUGAGAGUGAAGGCUGGCUGCUGCAGAAGAGUGUGAAGGAGACGGUGAGCUCGUUUCUCGAGGGCCUCAAGUCCAUGACGAAGUCGAACCAGGUGGACAGCGACGCGGAGGCCGGGGGAGGGGAGGCACAGACCGUCGCCACUGUCAGCUGAGGAGUGACAGCCUGGGGGACCAAUCCCUGAUCAGAGAGCGGGAGGGAAGCAAGACAACCAGGAAACUAAUUGCACACAAAAGUGAACAAGUAUUUUACACCUUGUAGAAUGUGAGCCUACAUGAAUAUAUUUACAUAUAUAUAUGCUGUAUAAAAUAUAAAUGCAAAAAGCAUGACUUCUUGUCAACCAGAGACCUGUGUAUAUUGUAAAUCUGGUUCUUCUAAUCCAUCCCACUGUAAUUGAAUAGACUGUAAUUCCCCCACGGCCACUCACUCAUUAAUAUAAGCUCUCAGCCCGUCACCGGGAUAUAAAACAGUUCUGCUUUAAAGCUAGAAGGUUUGCUUUGCAAUGUGAAAUACCCUCAGUCAGAAAACAGGAACAACACAAAUAACUAAAUGAACCCGUUCUUUCAUGAAAUGUGUAUCAUAUUCCCUUGUGUGACUGCAUUGUGAUUCAUUUCAGAGAUGAGGAAUGGAUUUUUAACCCGAUAAGCGCCACCCUCCCUCUGUGGGAGGUUUACCCCAUGGCUAUCCAUCUGAAGCAUAGUGUACACCACAGCCAGUGAAGAGCUGCCCAUGUUUAAUCAGAGAGAGAUUGUCUAUGUGAGGUAGUGGGGUUUUUUCACAGGGUAACUCAUAGUAUUCCCACAGAGUACGAGCCUGGUGAAGUGAGUGGACCAGGGAGCCUGUAGACACCAUGCAGUCAGGGAGCCUGUACACACCAUGCAGUCUGGGAGCCUGUACACACCUGCAGUCAGGGAGCCUGUACACACCAUGCAGCCAGGGAGCCUGUAGACACCAUGCAGUCAGGGAGCCUGUAGACACCAUGCAGUCAGGGAGCCUGUACACACCAUGCAGUCAGGGAGCCUGUACACACCAUGCAGUCAGGGAGCCUGUACACACCUGCAGCCAGGGAGCCUGUAGACACCAUGCAGUCAGGGAGCCUGUAGACACCAUGCAGUCAGGGAGCCUGUACACACCAUGCAGUCAGGGAGCCUGUAGACACCAUGCAGUCUGGGAGCCUGUAGUUACCAGACAGCUCAGUCUGCUUUCCAUGGUGUCCUGCAUUGAGAAUCCCUGCUGUGAACAACAGAAGCUUUCGACACGCAAAGAAGAGGGUUAAAUAAGAGCAAAUAAGGGGUUGAAAAUCUGUUUCACCGACGCAGUCGAUCGCGGUAGCUUUGCAAGGGGGAAUGUCAAAACAUAACCCAGAAAAACCUGGUCCUGCAUGCUGACAUCCUGCAGUGUUUGUGAUUACCAGUCCCUUGGGAGUGAGUUACAGUACUGGAGGAGGGUCUGAACUAUACAUCACAUUUUAACAUUGCCCCUUCCUGUCGUGCUCUACGGAUGCACUGAAACUGUGUCAAUGAUACUGCUGUUAAAGGACGGGAGACUGCCGAUAAAGUCUGGAUUGGGCCCCUGAAGAAUUCAUGAAACAAUAAGUCUGAAUGUUCCCACAAUUUGAAUGAUGAAGCUAGCGUACAAAAUGAAGCCUGAGGUUCCGUCAUUACAUUUUCCAUCAAUGUGACCACGUGGCUGUGUUUGUGCAGAACUGUGAGGUCUGAUACAAGAUCUCACACUUUCCUUCAGCACUAAUAAAACUGCUUGGUAAUGCAGAACUGUUUGAUAGUCUUGUGUGAGGGCAGUUUCAUUUGGAUCAGAGGUCUUUUUACACUUUGGCGUCCCAAUCAGUAAUGUGGUCACAAAGGUGGAGAAUGUAAUGGCAGUACCUCAGACUUCACUGAGUACACACUGUCUCAGACUUCACUGAGUACACACUGUAUCAGACUUCACACUCUCAGACUUCACUGAGUACACAGGUUCACACUGUAUCAGACUUCACUGAGUACACACUGUCUCAGACUUCACACUCUCAGACUUCACUGAGUACACAGGUUCACACUGUAUCAGACUUCACUGAGUACACACUGUCUAACUCUUCAUUGAGUACACACUGUCUCAGACUUCACACUCUCAGACUUCACUGAGUACACGCUGUCUCAGACUUCAUUGAGUACACACUGUCUCAGACUUCAUUGAGUACACACUGUCUCAGACUUCACUGAGUACACACUGUCUCAGACUUCACUGAGUACACACUGUCUCAGACUUCAUUGAAUACACACUGUCUCAGACUUCACUGAGUACACACUGUCUCAGACUUCACUGAGUACACACUGUCUCAGACUUCAUUGAGUACACACUGUCUCAGACUUCAUUGAGUACAUAGGUUCACACUGUAUCACCUUCAGUAUUUCAGGGGCAAGACCUGGCCUUACUGACACCCCUCCUUCAACAUUCUCAUUUCCACUUCAUCUGUAAUUCAAUUUUUUUCUUGAAAUUGUAUAUUUAAAUAACAGUUACUGUGAAUAGAAUAUUUUGUGUCUUGUCCUUUCCUACAAAGCUGUUAGCUGGAUUUUCUCUGUUAUAUAUAUAUAAAGAGGUAAGCCUACUUUGUCCCGUCUCAGCUCAGUGAGUAAAGAGAUUUGAUAAUUAGCCGAUAUCGAUAUGCAAAUUAGCCAUGCGUAGCGUUCUCGUGCUGUUUUUGCAGACUGCUCUGGAAAACGUGGUUUCCAUGCACAGAGAACAGAUACAGGAGAGAAUCUCGCCUGGUAAUCCAUGGUUGUCAGGUGACAUCUUGUUUGAAUGCAACUCAAAAGCAGUGUAAAGCUCAUGUAAUAAAGCUGUGAUUUGUAAAUACAAAUGUAUUGUGGCGUGUUCUUUUUUCUGCUAUGUACUGUACAGUGCUUUGCGAUACUUUUGUAUAAAAAGCUCUAUAUAAAUGCAAUAAAUAAAUAAAUAAAUUCCUCGUG